AUGGAGAACACGUGGGCUAUAUGUGUCAGUGCAGGCGAUUCAUUGCUAGAGCUCAAAGCCAACGAAGUCGUACCGCCAUACUGCAACGCUGUCUUCAACACCGAGGCCGUCUUGGACAGCCCCCUCGUCCCACUGUAUGUCGAAUGGGAGGCAGAGUACCCAGAGCUGACACAGUCCUUGACUACAACCAAGGAUGUCUCCAGCAACAAGUCUCAAUACCCGCGUCGUGCGAUGGGCGGGAGAGCUCCAUUGCAUCCGAGCCAGGGCGGAUCAGUAGCAAACAUAUUGCGAGAUUCGGUUGGGAGAUUGCCAGAGAGCAUGUUGGAGAGCGUUCUUGCGGUUGACAAAAGAGAUCAAUCGUAUGCUAGCAUGGAGGCCAUCCCCUCCCUAGCCUGUCGUCUCGAUGGGUUUCAAGGCCAGCUUGUAACUCUGAUUAGCGGGACAGCUCAUGUCCGCCCAACGCUUCCAGACGGGACUACGAUGCCUGAAGCGGUGACUGCGGGCGAGGCUGCGGGAUUCACUGCUGACACUCUGGGAAUGGUUCGCAAUCACUGCGAUCCACUGCCGUACGGAGAUGGCGUUGAUCCACAGGCAGUAUUCAUCCCCGUAACUCAUGGGCAAGUGAAGUUCAACAAGUUCAAUGUGAUCGACAAAUUCGGCAGAGGAGUGGAAAUUUUUGGUGGACACGGCCUCAUGCCAUCUAUCUCAUCAGUGUACCAGCCGUCAUCUCAUAUGGUCAACGGCAAAGAGAGGCCAAAUGUCGUGGUUUCCACCGGAGACAGUUGUGAAUACUUUCAGAUCCCGCCAUCCAUCAAUCAGCCGGCUAGACUGUUCAACGCGUAUCUGAAGCCAGGGGAAAUUGGCCAAAGCACCUGGAGGCCUUGCGGCGAGUGGGAAGAUCCGGUCUGUGAGUACAUCAUGUACAACAGCGCCGAUCUUUCGUUGCAGGUGUUCACAUCUGCUGGGGACUUGCGUGUAGAGAUCCUGACUUCCGAGAGCAACACCGCCGCAAGAGUCGCCCAGCUGAAUCAACCUCCCAUGAGCCAGGGCUCUUUCGCGCCUCCUCUGACAGAUACUGCCGAUCAGUGGAAGAUGAACAUCUUGGAUGACUUCAUCCAAAAUUUGAAGACCAAAUACUAUGCUCUGCGAAUGAUUUAG
Fusarium odoratissimum NRRL 54006 is the source of this 1158-nucleotide messenger RNA. RefSeq lists its product as uncharacterized. The coding region runs from base 1 to 1158 and encodes 385 amino acids. NCBI's taxonomy places the organism in Eukaryota, Fungi, Ascomycota, Sordariomycetes, Hypocreales, Nectriaceae. The transcript has a single exon. The record is from RefSeq and is a predicted model, not a curated record.